Helicoverpa zea (corn earworm) is the source of this 836-nucleotide messenger RNA. RefSeq lists its product as uncharacterized. The transcript is spliced from 3 exons. NCBI's taxonomy places the organism in Eukaryota, Metazoa, Arthropoda, Insecta, Lepidoptera, Noctuidae. Bases 66 to 326 code for a protein of 86 amino acids. The record is from RefSeq and is a predicted model, not a curated record.
CACACUAUCUACAUCAAUGUAAAUAAAGACUUUGAUUUCUAUUCGUCCUUCUGGAGGCAGGCAAAAUGGCGAUCAUGAUACGUCACACCGUGCACACCAGCGCCAUCGUGCUGGUGAUGGCAGGCGGCGCGUCAGCCAGAGUCGCUGGCAAGAUGGGUGGCUACUCCAACAAGAAGGGUGGGAAGUCGACAAGCGGCAUCAACGAGGAGAUCAUUUGGAUUAGCAUAAGUAUGGCAAUCGCUAUAGCUGUGCUGAUAGCCAUAGCGCUGUGUUACAUAUUGAAGGAGAAAUGUAUGAAACGGAAAGCGUACCGGGAACAGUCAUGACGAUACCAGGAGGAGUUCGCGAAGCACGCGCUCGCGGACUCCCUCACUGACCUGGACUUCGAGCUGCCAGCCUACACUCUGUACCCACAAUACUCUCCCGACGGCAAAGAGUACUUCUACAACUUCCAUCGCUUCUCAUACAUAAGAAACAGCUUCAAAUUACCCCCCAAAGACUAUCCUAUCAAAAAUAAAGAAGACAUUUAUAUUAAUGCGUGAUAAUGUGUCGAGUUUAGAAACUGAUAAUUGUGUAUUUUAACCUAAUGUACCAUAUAGUUAAUGUGAAUGUUAUGUCUGUUUAGAUUAUAUGUAUAAACAUCGAAUGAUAGUGGAAUGGAUAUAAUGAUAUUUGUAUGAGCUCACUACAUAAAUAUGAAAACUAAAAAAGCUACCGUAUACUUUUAUAAGUUUCUGAAAUCUAUUUAACUUUUUUGAUAACUAAUUCAUUGUUUAUCAGUGGAAACAUUAACUAUAGCUUCCUUGUUUCACAUAAUUUCUUUUGUUCCGCGAAAG